Molecule: messenger RNA, 2581 nt
Organism: Suricata suricatta (meerkat)
Lineage: Eukaryota; Metazoa; Chordata; Mammalia; Carnivora; Herpestidae
Gene: POU2F1
Product: POU class 2 homeobox 1
Exons: 16
Coding region: 96-2330 (744 amino acids)
Biological process (GO): regulation of transcription by RNA polymerase II
Cellular component (GO): nucleus
Molecular function (GO): RNA polymerase II cis-regulatory region sequence-specific DNA binding; DNA-binding transcription factor activity, RNA polymerase II-specific
Source: RefSeq, a predicted model, not a curated record
AAGAGCUUUCCUGCCUUUUUAAUUACCAAACUACUCUCAGUUUUCAAUGAAUCAAUUCAAAGAAAGAAUGCAGUCUUUCUAUACCUGACUCAAGAAUGAACAAUCCGUCAGAAACCAGUAAACCACCUAUGGAGAGUGGAGAUGGCCACACAGGCACACAAACCAAUGGUCUGGACUUUCAGAAGCAGCCUGUGCCUGUUGGAGGAGCAAUCUCAACGGCCCAGGCCCAGGCUUUUCUGGGACAUCUCCAUCAGGUCCAGCUUGCUGGAACAAGUUUACAGGCUGCUGCUCAGUCUUUAAAUGUACAGUCUAAAUCUAAUGAAGAAUCGGGGGAUUCCCAGCAGCCCAGCCAGCCUUCCCAGCAGCCUUCAGUGCAGGCAGCCAUCCCCCAGACCCAGCUGAUGCUGGCUGGAGGACAGAUAACUGGGCUUACCUUGACGCCGGCCCAGCAGCAGUUGCUGCUGCAGCAGGCGCAGGCGCAGGCGCAGCUGCUGGCCGCCGCGGUCCAACAGCACUCCGCCAGCCAACAGCACAGCGCUGCCGGGGCCACCAUCUCCGCGUCCGCCGCCACGCCCAUGACGCAGAUCCCCCUGUCACAGCCCAUACAGAUCUCACAGGAUCUGCAGCAACUGCAGCAGCUUCAGCAGCAGAAUCUCAACCUGCAGCAGUUUGUGCUGGUCCAUCCGACCACCAACUUGCAGCCAGCACAGUUUAUCAUCUCACAGACGCCCCAGGGCCAGCAGGGUCUCCUGCAAGCGCAAAAUCUUCUAACGCAACUACCUCAGCAAAGCCAAGCCAACCUCCUACAGUCCCAGCCAAGCAUCACCCUCACCUCCCAGCCAGCAACCCCAACACGCACAAUAGCAGCAACCCCAAUUCAGACACUUCCACAGAGCCAGUCCACACCAAAGCGAAUUGAUACUCCCAGCUUGGAGGAGCCCAGUGACCUUGAGGAGCUUGAGCAGUUUGCCAAGACCUUCAAACAAAGACGAAUCAAACUUGGAUUCACUCAGGGCGAUGUUGGGCUCGCUAUGGGUAAACUGUAUGGAAAUGACUUCAGCCAAACCACCAUCUCUCGCUUUGAAGCCUUGAACCUCAGCUUUAAGAACAUGUGCAAGCUAAAGCCACUUUUGGAGAAGUGGCUCAAUGAUGCAGAGAACCUCUCAUCUGAUUCAGGUCUCUCCAGCCCAAGUGCCCUGAAUUCUCCAGGGCUGGGAAUGGAAGGCUUGAACCGUAGGAGGAAGAAACGCACCAGCAUAGAGACCAACAUCCGUGUGGCCUUAGAGAAGAGUUUCUUGGAGAAUCAAAAGCCUACCUCGGAAGAGAUCACCAUGAUUGCUGAUCAGCUCAGUAUGGAAAAAGAGGUGAUUCGUGUUUGGUUUUGUAACCGCCGCCAGAAAGAAAAAAGAAUCAACCCACCAAGCAGUGGUGGGGCCAGCAGCUCACCUAUCAAAGCAAUUUUCCCCAGUCCAACCUCACUGGUGGCAACCACACCAAGCCUCGUGACGAGCAGCGCGGCGCCGACCCUCACGGUCACCCCGGUCCUCCCGCUGAGCAGCGCCGCGGGCGCCAGCCUGGCUGUCACAGGCACCACAGACAGCACCUCCAACAACACUGCCACCGUGAUCUCCACCGCGCCGCCGGCCUCCUCCGCAGUCACGUCCCCCUCGCUGAGCCCCUCCCCGUCCGCCUCAGCCUCCACCUCCGAGGCAUCCAGUGCCAGCGAGACCAGCACAACACAGACCACCUCCACUUUGUCCUCUCCUCUUGGCACCAGCCAGGUGAUGGUGACGGCGUCAGGGUUGCAAACAGCAGCAGCCGCUGCCCUCCAGGGGGCUGCGCAGUUGCCCGCAAAUGCCAGUCUUGCUGCCAUGGCUGCCGCCGCGGGACUGAGCCCAGGCCUGAUGGCGCCCUCACAGUUUGCAGCUGGAGGUGCCUUACUCAGUCUCAAUCCAGGGACCCUGGGCGGUGCUCUCAGCCCGGCUCUCAUGAGCAACAGUACACUGGCAACCAUUCAAGCUCUUGCUUCUGGUGGCUCUCUUCCAAUAACGUCACUGGACGCGACUGGGAACCUGGUAUUUGCCAAUGCAGGAGGAGCCCCCAACAUCGUGACUGCCCCCCUGUUCCUGAACCCUCAGAACCUCUCACUGCUCACCAGCAACCCAGUGAGCUUGGUCUCCGCCGCCGCAGCCUCCGCAGGGAACUCUGGACCUGUAGCCAGCCUCCAUGCCACCUCCGCCGCCGCUGAGUCCGUCCAGAACUCUCUCUUCACGGUGGCCUCCGCCAGCGGGGCUGCCUCCACCACCACCACCGCCUCCAAGGCACAGUGAGUGGGGCCGCGCGGGGCCUGCCACCAGCCCUUUCCAGCUGCCGCGUGCUGGGCUGCCGGCCAGGCUGAGACUGACAGUGUGAUCGGCUUCCUCUUGCCAUGUUUCAGCAGCAAGGGAGAGAAGGGAGAAAAGGAAAAAUACGCAUACCAGAAAAAAAAAGGAUGGAGACAGGACAGCAUUUGCCUAAUUUUGUAAUAAAACACUGUCUUUUCAGGAUUGCUUCAUGGAUUGGAGAACUUUCUAACCAAAAA